GUCUGCUACACUUGAUGGUCAGCCGCUAUGGCGCUGCCAAGCCGCUCCAUUCGCGCUCUGUUGACGAGCAGUGUCCGAAAUAUAAAUGGCUGCAUAUCAAGGACAUAUUAUCUAUAUUCUUCCGAACCAUUUCAUCCUUAUCCAGAACGACAGCCGAAAUGGAUGAGCGCGGAGGAGGCCGUGUCAGUUAUCAAAUCCGGGCACAAGGUGUUCCUCCACGCCGGGGCAGCCACUCCCACCACCCUGGCUGACGCUAUGGCCGUGUACGGGAAGAAAGCGGGGCUGAGGAAUGUGGAGGUACUGCAUCUCCACUCUGAAGGCCCUGCCACGUAUGCUCAGCCCGAAUAUAAAGACCAUUUCCGAUCCAACUCGUUCUUCAUUGGCGCUAACGUACGAAAGGCAAUAAACUCCGGAGAUGCUGACGUCAUCCCGAUCUUUCUCUCGGAGAUCCCGCUUCUUUUCCAUUGUCGACUGAUUCAUAUCGACGUGGCUCUUGUCUCCGUGAGCCCGCCCGACAAACAUGGCUACUGCUCUCUGGGAGUCAGUGUGGACUGCGCCCGAGCUGCAAUGCAAAAUGCCAAAUACAUUAUAGGUCUGGUGAACAAGCAAAUGCCACGGACAUUCGGAGACGGCCUCAUACACCAGUGUCACUUUGACGCCAUGGUUGCGGAGGACAGGCCCCUGCCAGAGCUUCAGAAGAGCACAGCGUCGCCCCAGGAAGAACAGAUUGGCAAACUUAUUGCUGAGAAUCUGGUCCAGGACGGAGCAACCCUUCAGAUGGGAAUCGGCUCAAUACCCAAUGCGGUGCUGGACAAGCUAGGGUCGCACCGUGACCUUGGCAUUCACACGGAGAUGUUCAGCGAUGGCGUCGUGGACUUGGUGGAGACCGGCGCUGUCUCCAACACCAAGAAGAUCAUCCAGCCUGGAAAGAUCCUCUCAAGCUUCACCAUCGGCACAAAGAAGCUGUACGACUUCCUCGACAACAACCCGUCGGUUGUCAUGGUUGAUGCGGCCUACAGCAACAGCACAGACAUCAUAUCCCAGAACCCUAAGGUGACGGCCAUCAACUCAGCGAUUGAGGUGGACCUGACCGGGCAGGUCGUGUCCGAUUCCAUCGGGACCAGAAUGUACUCAGGUUUCGGGGGUCAAGUAGACUUCAUCCGAGGCGCGUCCCUCUGUCGAGAUGGGCUGGGAAAACCAAUCAUUGCCUUGCCAUCACAGACAAAGAGGGGCGAGACAAAGAUAGUUCCGCUCAUCAAGGAAGGUGCUGGAGUCGUAACGACACGAGCGCACGUGCAUUACGUGGUGACAGAGUUCGGCAUCGCCUUCUUGUUCGGCAAAAGCCUGCGACAGAGAGCCUACGAGUUGAUAAAGAUAGCUCACCCCAACCACAGGGAGCAGUUGGAGAAGGCGGCCUUCGACAGACUCAAAUGUAUGCCUGCUCCGUGAUUGGACAUGUUCACGAGCCUCAAGUGUAUGACUGCUCGUGAUUGGACGAUGUUCACGAGCCUCAAGUGUAUGUCUGCUCGUGAUUGGGCGAUCUUUGCUGGGCUCAAGUGUAUGCCUGAAAACAAACACAAAUUUGUUAUGAUAUAUUUUUGGAAUAUGAUAUAACAUAUUUAUGACACGCGGGCCAAGUUAUCUUGUUGGUGCAGAGUUACGUCCCUUAUCAUAUAGGAUCUGGUCGCUGGUUCCAGUUUAUAUUCUCAAUUUGUCAGCGCCAUGCUUGGGUAUUUCCUUGUGUACGUCUAUCGCCAACGUUACUUUCUACAAACACGGCCUGAUAUACCUGAAAUAUUGUUUGUUCUCGCACUCACUCAUUACAUGUGCACAUAUUGUUAAUUGAUUUUCUUGUUCUCAUUUGGGAUUAAUCGGGGUCCCAGUGAGUAAUCCGGUGACUACAAGGCCUCCAGUACGCCACAGGCACGGUGGCCCAGUCAUCAAAGGUGCAAUCCGCUGGGCCGAGUUACGUCCCUUAGGAUCACCAGAAACCUGUGAUAGCGAGUUCGAAUCCCAGACUCGCCCUGAUUAUGUUUAUAGUUUUGCCAGCACUCUACCCGAUGGUUUCACCAAAGUGGUAAACGUCUAAGACCUGCAUUACUUCAAGCUGCACUCCAACAUCAAGCUGACACGACGUGACAUAACUGUAAUACUGUUAAAAGUGGCGUUAAACCAAUCUCACUCUCUUCUGAUAUUGAUUGAUAAUGGCUGAUAUUUCAUCUAAACUAGCCCAACUUACUCACCCCCUCACUAACUCAGUGUCCCAUACUUGUGGUUUGUUUGUUUAACGCCGCACUCAGCAAUAUUCCAGCUAUAUGACGGCGUUCUGUAAAUAAUCGAUUGUGGACCAGUCAAUCCAGUGAUUGACAUCACGGGCAUCGAUCUACGCAAUUGGGAUACGAUGACAUUCAUCAAUCAAGUCCGCGAGCCUGACCACCCGAUCCCAUUAGUCGUCUCUUACGACAAGCAUAGUCGCCUUUUACGGCAUGCAUGGGUUGCUGAAGACCUAGUCUAACCCGGAUCUUCACGGGUCCCAUGCUUGUGGUAAGAGCGGACGUGGGUGGUCCGACUCGGUGACGUGGUUGAUGGCAAGGACCGUCAUGCAUGCUUCCCGUCACUGGUUUGUCUGGUCCAUAUCGGUUAUUUACAGGCCACCGUGAUAUAGCUGGACCAUUGCUAUUACGUCCAACAAACCCACUUAUUUAUGUUUGAUGCUCAUUGUAGUGUUUUGUUUUUUGGAAGCAUUUGUUUUGCGACUUUUCGCAGCCUCUGCGUUGUGUCUUGAAUGUACACAUUUUCCUUUUUUCAGAUGCUAUAUCAACAAACUCACAAAUGUCAUUUUGCAUUUGUAUACCUUGUGAUGAACAAAUUUUAAUAUCGUCAAAUACAGUUUGUCGUUAUUCC
Molecule: messenger RNA, 2904 nt
Organism: Haliotis rufescens (red abalone)
Lineage: Eukaryota; Metazoa; Mollusca; Gastropoda; Lepetellida; Haliotidae
Product: 4-hydroxybutyrate coenzyme A transferase-like
Exons: 8
Coding region: 28-1449 (473 amino acids)
Biological process (GO): acetate metabolic process
Cellular component (GO): mitochondrion
Molecular function (GO): acetate CoA-transferase activity
Source: RefSeq, a predicted model, not a curated record